This is a messenger RNA of Phascolarctos cinereus (koala), 656 nucleotides long. RefSeq names its product COP9 signalosome subunit 9 (gene COPS9). The record is from RefSeq and is a predicted model, not a curated record. Lineage: Eukaryota; Metazoa; Chordata; Mammalia; Diprotodontia; Phascolarctidae.
CGGAAGUCGUGUAUAGCCGGGGCGGAACGUGCCGGGACUAGACGAGCGUGACGUGCUGGGCCGAGACGGAAGGACAGACUGACGGGAUUAUGAAGCCAGCUGUGGACGAGAUGUUCCCUGAGGGCGCCGGGCCCUACGUGGACCUGGACGAGGCGGGAGGCAGCACCGGCCUUCUGAUGGACUUGGCAGCCAACGAGAAGGCCGUCCAUGCAGACUUCUUUAACGAUUUCGAAGAUCUUUUUGAUGAUGAUGAUAUCCAGUGAAAUGAUUUCCAGCUAUGGAAACCCAAGAUGUUAAUUCUUUGUUUUGUAGCAAUAGUGUGAAUACUCUUUUAUUUAAUCAAAAGAAGGUAUAUGAUCUCUAAAGAGCUUCUGGAAAUCACUCAAAGUUGGGACGUGGUCACCAAGACAGGAAAUUAAUUAUGAAAAAAUGUUAACCAUUAAAAAGCUACUGGUAGAUAUCUUUUAAUAUCAACUGUUUUCCUUGUUUGAAUAAAUAUGAAAAGGUUUUUAUAUGCAUGUAGUUGUAUUUUUCCACAUUCGAAUGAUGUCAGUUUGAUGCAUAAUUUUGAAAAAUGAAUUGCUUAUGUUUUGGAAUGCUAAUUCAAAGUUGUCAGCCUAUCAAAUGAAUAAUAAGAUUUUUCUUAUUUUGCCUCA